Messenger RNA from Venustampulla echinocandica, 1140 nucleotides. RefSeq lists its product as uncharacterized. NCBI's taxonomy places the organism in Eukaryota, Fungi, Ascomycota, Leotiomycetes, Helotiales, Pleuroascaceae. The record is from RefSeq and is a predicted model, not a curated record. The coding region runs from base 1 to 1140 and encodes 379 amino acids. Gene Ontology annotation, cellular component: cytoplasm. Gene Ontology annotation, molecular function: 2-oxoglutarate-dependent dioxygenase activity. The transcript has 3 exons.
AUGGCUCCCUCAGCGACUGCAGAACCAAUUGAUUCCCGCAUCGUGGAUUUCGUAGUCCCGAAGAAAGACACCAUCCAGCUUCCAGCCCCGGCCCGAGCCCGUCUCGAGAAGGCCGGAAUUGAUCUUAGCAACGGCUACCCGCAACGCCCAGCAAAGCCAUUGUACCUCGACGAUGCAAGCCGGAUCAGAAAUGUGGAGCGCGAGCACCUAGAUGCAGGGGCACGGGCAGAUAAGUCUAAGAGCGCAUUGCUCUCUGCUGCAAAGCAGGUCAUCCACCUGACUUCCCAUAUUGGGACGGAGAUUGUUGGGCUUCAAUUGAAGGACUUAACUAAUCAGCAGAAAGAUGAACUAGCCCUUCUGAUUGCUGAGAGAUCUGUGGUGUUCUUUCGAGAUCAGGAUAUCACUCCUCAGGAACAGAAGAAACUUGGAGAGUACUAUGGAGAAGUCGAAGUCCACCCCCAAGUACCACACGUACCCGGUGUCCCUGGCGUCACGAUCAUUUGGCCAGCGCUCCAAGCCACUGAAAGAGCCGCUUCGUUUAGACAGCCGGGAGGAGCAUCGCGAUGGCACUCAGACCUUGUCCAUGAGCUACAUCCAGCAGGUAUCACGCACUUGCACAAUGAUACGGUUCCCACUCUGGGCGGUGACACUCUAUGGGCAAGCGGCUACGCGGCAUACUCCAAGCUGAGCCCAGAAUUCCGCAAGAUCAUCGAUGGAAGACAAGCCAUCUAUGUGAGCGCACACACAUAUCUCGACCGCAACAACACAACUGCUGGUCCUAAACAUAUCGAGCGUACUCAUCCCAUCGUCCGCGUGCACCCAGCGACGGGGUGGAAAGCUCUGUUCGUCAACAGAGCCAUGACCAAACAAAUUGUCGGGCUCGACAAAGCAGAGAGCGACGUCAUAUUGAACUAUCUCUACGACGUGUAUGAGCAGAAUGUUGAUAUCCAGGUCCGUUUCAAGUGGACACCAAACACAUCUGCGCUUUGGGAUAAUAGAAUCACGAUCCAUAAUGCGAGCUGGGACUACGAAGGUUCAGAGCCUCGUCAUGGAACCAGAGUAACAUCUCUGGCUGAGAAGCCAUAUUUCGAUCCAGGGGCGCCGACAAGGAGACAAGCAUUGGGGCUUAGUGAUGAUUGA